AUGUCUCCUAGCCCUUUGGAGGCCAGAGGGGCAGUGGCUGCACUAAGAGCCUGUUCCUCUCUCCUGCAGAGGAGCGUGUACCAGCCCAUCGGUGGGCACCGCGAGGAGCAAGUACUUGUCAACCGCCGGGACAUCAUAAGUCAGAAGGAUGCCUGGGACAUGGAGGAGUUUAUCACUCGUAUGUAUGUCAAACAGCUGCUUCGACAUCCGGCCUUCCAGAUGCUGCUGGCCUUGCUGCUGGUGAUUAAUGCCAUCACCAUCGCUCUCCGCACCAACUCCUAUUUUGCUCAGAAACACUAUGAGUUGUUCUCUACCAUAGAUGACAUUGUGCUGACCAUCCUCAUCUGCGAGGUUCUCCUAGGCUGGCUCAAUGGCUUCUGGAUUUUCUGGAAGGAUGGUUGGAAUAUCCUCAACUUCAUUAUCGUCUUUGUCUUGCUCAUGGGAUUCAUCUUUCAUGAACUCGAUGUCUGUGCCAUCACCUAUACUGUCAGGGUACUUCGGUUGGUGCAUGUGUGCAUGGCGGUGGAGCCCCUGGCCCGGAUCAUCCGUGUCAUCCUACAGUCGGUGCCUGACAUGGCCAAUAUCAUGGCUCUCAUCCUCUUCUUCAUGCUGGUGUUCUCUGUGUUUGGGGUCACGCUCUUUGGUGCAUUUGUACCCAUGCAUUUCCAAAACAUGGGGGUGGCCCUGUACACCCUCUUCAUCUGCAUCACCCAAGAUGGAUGGCUGGACAUCUACAGAGACUUCCAGAUGCAAAAGAGGGAGUAUGCAAUGGAGAUUGGGGCUGCCAUCUACUUUGCCAUCUUCAUCACUGUCGGUGCCUUCAUUGGCAUCAACCUGUUUGUUGUUGUGGUGACCACCAAUCUGGAACAAAUGAUGAAGGCAGAAGAGCAGGCGCAAGGGCAACAAAUAACCUUUAGUGAGAAAAGUGUAGAGGAGGAGAACUGGACAGACGAACUGCCACUCGUGCACUGUGCAAUCGCCCGCUUGGAGACAUCUACUGUUCCCCAGGAGCCACUUGUGGGGGGUGCUCUGUCGAACCUCUCAGAAAAAACAUGUGACAACUUUUGCUUGGUGCUUGAAGCAAUUCAGGAGAACCUGAUGCAGUACAAGGAGACCCGGGAGGAACUCAACAUGAUUGUGGAGGAGGUGCGCUCCAUCCUCUAUAACCAGGAGCAGGAGCAGGAGCUCUUACGUAAGCACUUGUCAAAGAGCCUGUCAUCACGGAGCACGUCCUCCUUGGACACUCACGGAAUAGCUACUCAGCAAGACUUGCUGUCUGCGCUUAUUAACAGGGAAAAGGUUUAUGAAUCUAACACAACUUUGAAGCUUAGCAAAAACAAGUUAAACUUUUGA
Messenger RNA from Castor canadensis (American beaver), 1353 nucleotides. It is a transcript of the gene Catsper4, whose product is annotated as cation channel sperm associated 4. Lineage: Eukaryota; Metazoa; Chordata; Mammalia; Rodentia; Castoridae. Gene Ontology annotation, molecular function: voltage-gated calcium channel activity; calcium-activated cation channel activity. Gene Ontology annotation, biological process: sperm capacitation; flagellated sperm motility; transmembrane transport. The record is from RefSeq and is a predicted model, not a curated record. Gene Ontology annotation, cellular component: CatSper complex; acrosomal vesicle; sperm principal piece.